Molecule: messenger RNA, 1244 nt
Organism: Trachymyrmex septentrionalis
Lineage: Eukaryota; Metazoa; Arthropoda; Insecta; Hymenoptera; Formicidae
Gene: alc
Product: 5'-AMP-activated protein kinase subunit beta-2
Exons: 5
Coding region: 224-1069 (281 amino acids)
Biological process (GO): signal transduction
Cellular component (GO): nucleotide-activated protein kinase complex; cytoplasm; nucleus
Molecular function (GO): protein kinase binding
Source: RefSeq, a predicted model, not a curated record
CUUGUGACAUGAUAGGCGUAUUGUAUACAUAUCUACAAUAAAAAUGUUGUAAUCCUCGUUUCUCACAAAGGAUUUAAACAUCAUCGGUAAGAAAUUAAGAAUAGAAUUACAUUGGAAUCUUUUCAAGAUCGAAGGACCGACCUAGCUUUAACGUCACCAGUGAAUGUUUACAUUCUCGAUUGGUCGUUGAUGUAUAUCGGAGCACCAGAACUUAAAUGCAAUAAUGGGUAAUGCGGGAAGCAAUCAGCCUGUCGGUCAUCAUCACGGCACUACAGCAAACAGAGAGCGACAUAGCAAAGAUCAUCCUCCACCCUCUCCAGGAAAGGAAGGCCAGGCGUUCGUUUUCGACAAAAAACCUAGCCAGAAACUUGUAUUUCAGUCCUCCCACGAAGAAGAAGAGUCAUACUUUGCAAAAACCGGCCAACAGGAUGGAGAAGACUUUGGAUCGCAGCGUCCAAGAUCUAACACAGUGUCUGAGGGUACAAAAGUUGCAGAUAAUAAGGUGCUACCAACUGUUUUCAAAUGGGAAGGAGGUGGAAAGCAAGUAUAUAUUAGCGGGACAUUCACUGGAUGGAAAACAUUACCGAUGGUAAAAAGCCAUGGAGAUUUUGUCACGAUAAUUGAUCUACCAGAAGGAGAACACCAGUAUAAAUUUUUCGUUGAUGGAGAAUGGAGACACGAUCCUGGACUGAAAAUUGUAGACAACGGCAUGGGUUCCAAGAACAAUUUAGUUUCUGUUAGGAAGUCUGACUUUGAAGUAUUUCAAGCUCUGGCAAAAGACAGCGAAGGUGUUACUAGUAGCACUCAAAUGGAGUAUGGUCAAGAAAUACCACCGCACAAACCUUGGGAGAAAAUAACUGGGCCACCUAUCUUGCCGCCGCAUCUGCUACAAGUUAUCCUUAACAAAGACACGCCAUUAUCCUGUGAACCUACUCUUCUACCUGAACCAAAUCAUGUUAUGCUGAACCAUCUUUACGCUUUGAGCAUUAAAGACAGCGUGAUGGUCCUAUCAGCCACACAUCGUUAUCGCAAAAAAUAUGUUACAACUUUGCUUUACAAACCGAUUUAAAUGUCAAGUCAUUCCCGCGUUUGUUGGUGCUGUAUAUUUUUUAAUUAUCCCGAAAUAAUACAGGUGCCCAAGUGACACCAUAUUAAUGCAUAAGAUUUUUAUGAGCUUCUUUGAGGCAAGGUAGAAGAUUAUAAUAUUUAGAAAUAGUUGAUUUGUCGCUAUGUUUAUUAUAUCU